CACAGGCUCUUCCGACGCUCGGAUGUUGACGCCACGUCCGAUCCUGCCCUCGGCUGCCGCUGACCGCUUGAUGACGGCCAAAGAGGAAGAAAAAGUAGCCGAGUGAAGUCCGAGCACGAGCGUCACCACAGCAGCAUCCGUCCAUGAAUCACACGUGGAGGCUUUAUAAGAGCAAAGUCAUGAAGACGCUCGAUCCGGAGUACGUGGACGACUCGGCGGAUGAGGUGAGUGAAGUGGAAGAAGACAUGAUGAGUCCAGUCCAGCAAGACGAAAGCCAAAACGCUGUCUUCCAGCUGGCCCGAAAAAUGCAAGGAGCAGGAGCCAAGAGCUGGAACAGACUAUCAGCCCUCUUCAACAAAGAUGAUCAACACCAACUACUGCAAGAGCCAGAAAGUCCUCCAGUUGCAGACCAUCCCCUUGCAGUAAAGCCUGAGGUACCUCCCCGUCCCACCAAAGCCCGCAGUGGAUUCUGGGACAGCUUUGCCGCCAACUGGGCAGCCAGGAAGCAAGCGGAGGCUGACGCCGCCGCUCAAAAGGCGACAGAGGAAACGGAAGCGGGGACAGUGGUGACCAAAGAGGAUGACGAGGAGAAGGCAUCUCCAGGGCCUUCCGAGGAAGCCGAAACAGACGGCAUGGAGGCGGCGGAGGAAGACGAGCGGCGGGAGAGCAGCAACGACGGCUUCUCUAAAUACGUCACGCUGGGCGGCCAGGACGCUUCCUUCAAGUGGAACUUUGUCACCAGCAAACUGGCCGAGUUGAGGAGAGCCAGCCCAGCCGACACCGACUAACGCGGAAAAUUCAGGUAUCACAAUCGAUGUUACUGCCGUUAGCCGCUAGCUGAAACUGGAAUGUAAACCAACUACGCUACUAGUUGGUGUUUUUGUCGGCUUUUGAUAUGUCAUUCUGCAUCAAUCACAGAAAAUUUACAGUUAAUGCAAAUUUACUUUGUUUUUUUGGUCUUUCUUUGGCGUGUUGUUGAACAUUUCAGGACUAAAUUUCCACUCUAAAUUACUAGCUAACUCACAGGCCGACAUUCAUAAUCUCGCUGGCUUCCAUUGAAGGCGCUAAACGUCCGAUCCAUUUUAAGUAAGAGUUUAGCAGCAAAUGAACAUUCAGUUAUUCACUGCCAACCCGCCCACUUCAAAUGGAUUGGACGUCUACUAGCGAUGAAGUCAUUUGACGUCUAUUGCUGUCAAUGGCAGCUGGCAUUUUUGAGAUGUCACAUGACAAGUGUCGUAUUCGUACUCAGGAAUGUAAGCUCCAAUAAUGCAAAAUUAGUAAAUACUGGUAGUAAAGUGCUUCAUCACUUGUGUGCUGCCAGUGAUGGCAAUAGACGUCCAAUCCAUUUCAACUUAGAGGGACAAAAUGGACGUUUAUUGCUGUCAAUGGCAGUAAAUGCGGAAAGGGAAAUUACACUACUAAUGAUUUUUUUUUUCUUUGUGUAUGUUGAACUGGGUUUCAUUUUUAUGUUAUGCUGCAAUAAAAAAUGGAUUUACUUGAUGUUUACUGUAAAAG
Molecule: messenger RNA, 1515 nt
Organism: Corythoichthys intestinalis (scribbled pipefish)
Lineage: Eukaryota; Metazoa; Chordata; Actinopteri; Syngnathiformes; Syngnathidae
Exons: 4
Coding region: 144-788 (214 amino acids)
Biological process (GO): spermatogenesis
Source: RefSeq, a predicted model, not a curated record